Heterostelium album PN500 is the source of this 4821-nucleotide messenger RNA. RefSeq lists its product as uncharacterized. The coding region runs from base 1 to 4821 and encodes 1606 amino acids. NCBI's taxonomy places the organism in Eukaryota, Evosea, Eumycetozoa, Acytosteliales, Acytosteliaceae. The record is from RefSeq and is a predicted model, not a curated record. The transcript has 8 exons.
AUGUCAAAAUCAAAAGUUGAUUCUUCAAAAAAGACAUCAUCAUCAAAAACAAAUGAUAGAAAGAAUGAAGAAUCAAAAGUAGAAUCGAAAAAAGAUAAAAAGAAAGAGGAAACUCCUCAAAAAAAAACAGAAAACAAGAGAAAGACAACAACUCUUGAAAAUAAUGAUAAUAAUAAUGAUAAUAAUAAACAGUCAUCGAUACCACCACAACAACAACAACAUGGAUGGGAUGGUAUCAGUCCAAUUCAAUCUUUAACUCUUGGUGAACUUAUUGCUACUUUAAAUGGUAAAAACUUUGAUUUAAGAAUCAUAGUUGCAGAGUAUCUAUUUGACAAUAAGAUAACAGGAUUCACAGAGAAGAUUGGAUAUCUUUUGAAUUGGACAUUCGAAAAGAUUUCAAGUUCCUAUGGAAACUGGCGUAGACGUCCCACACCCAAUAUAGUUCCACUUUGCUACGACAUGCGAUAUUGGCAGCUCCUGAAAAGACUGCUCGAACGAAUCGACAACAAUAUAAAUAUACAACUAUCAAGUGAUUAUCUAAUUUCAAUGUUAGAAAUAGUAUUAAAUUCAAUCCUAUCAAUUAGCACAACUUCAACCGAUAAUAAUAAUAAUAAUAAUAAUAAGAUUAAGAAAUAUCAAUUAUCCAACUCUUCACCUCCACCUUUUGAAAUCACUACAGUAUCAUAUCCAGCAGUACUUUUAAAUGGUUGGAUAUUAAAAGAGAACAACAACAAACAAGAUCAGAAGCAACCAGCUGCAAAAGAAAAGAGUCAAUUCCAAUCACAGAUUAUUUUAGAGCAAAUCGAACAACUAAUCUCCAAUGAACAACUAGCAACCAUCGUUCAGACAUAUAAAGAUAUUCCACUAUCACAUGUCAUACUAGAUAGUUUACCUUUGUUACUUCAACUAUUCACUAUUCAAUUCAAUAGUUUUGGAAAGAAGCAUAUUACCAAUGAUAUGAUUACUAGUACUAGUAGUGGUAAAAGUAAUAACAAUAGUAAUAGUAAUAGUCAAGGUUUUAAAUCAGAGAGAAUCAUUGAAUUUGCUUACUUCCGUAGAUUAUACCUUUUGUUCCUCAAUGAUAAGCAUAAUCAAUUCAAACAGAACCUAAUAGCUGGCCAUCCAUUACCUUAUUUCGAAGCAUUGGCUAAUCUACUAUCAACAUUGGCAUCACUCAAUAUCUUCUACCAAGACAACGAGCAACAAGUCAAAUUCCUACAGAGUCAGCUCGAUACCGCUGUGAAAGUAGUACAGAACAACAAGAGUGAAACUGUGGAGCAAGGAAUCUACAAGUUACUAUCGUCAUUCGUCAAGAUCAGUCAUGUCAUCGUUGAUGAUAAAUUAGAAACAAUCUUACAUCAAAUAUUAGUAUCACCAUUAAAAUCUAAUCAUUCCGAUGAACUUUUAUCAACAAUACUCGAUACGUAUCUAUCUAUUCGUCAAAGUGAUAACCUUUUGGAAAAGUUAAUCAAUAAUUUGAUCUCUGGUAAAACAAGAUCAAUUCAAAUCAAUAGAUUAUUAAGCAAUACAAUACAAUCAAGUUUAAUUAUGUCUCGACUAAAGAUUACUUAUACUUUUUAUUGUUAUAAUAGUUUAUCAAAUCAUUUCAAUGGUUUACCAUUUGGUCAAGUACCACUCAUUUGGAAUCAGUUUAUUGAUGUAUGGAGAGAUUACUUUACAUUCCAAUUGAGUGAGGAUUUAGAUAUGCGUGAUCCUAUACUUGUAGAUAGAUUGGUUUGCUUCACUAGUGUUUGGUCAAAGUUCCUAGAUAACAUACAGAUGACAACGUUUGCCACUCAGAAACUCGGCCAACUACUGGAGAACUCCUAUACACUUUUAGUAGAUCCUGUGUUGAAUAUCAUUUCCAAACUAAAGAAACAACAACAACAACAAGACAACAAGAAGAAAUCAGUUAAAAACGAACAUGUCGAAGUCGAUCACCGUAUUCUAUCGUCAUUGCUCUUGGUUUACUCUAGCUACGCACAACUACACUCCUAUAUCCAUCGUUUGACCAUUGCAACAGAGGAACAGGGAAUCAAUGAGUACAACUAUCAUCGUCAACAUUUCCAUUACUAUCAGCUGUACGAAGAGCAACUUGAAGUCUCAAAGUUGAUGGAUUAUCUUUGUGAACAGAUUAUAACCCCAGCUGACCAAACAACAACAACAGCAACAUCAAUCCAAUCAUUACAACAAACAACUAUAAAAAUGAUAGUCUAUAGAAUUCAACAGUUGAAUUCCUUGCUUUCGUCAUGUAGUAAUCCAAUUCCUGCAAUCUCCAAUAGCAAAUCUCUGGUUGUUUCUUCACUUGCCAAGUGCUCGCCUACUGACGUAAACCAGGAACUAUGCUACUUGGUCGAGCUAAUGCUGAAGACAAUGUUCACCAACAAGCAGCUAGAUAAUCAAUGGAACUUCAUCCUUGAGAACAUUUGUAUUUGGAGUGGCUAUACCUCUAAGCUACAGAUACAGCAAAUACUAGCCAGAAUUAUAUCACCUGCGUAUCGUGAUACUUGUUUCUCUUUGGUGCUUACCAACUCACAGUUCUACGAACUCAUACCACUUCGUCAACAACUACCCUCUACAUUGGCACAGGAGAUCAAUAACACCUUGGACAUCCUAUACCCACAUUCCAAGUCAAAGACACUUUCAAUUAGCUCUGCAUUCAAACAUCUUCAUGACUACAUUGAAAAUAGCGAUACCAACAACAAAAACAAGCCAUUCUCCAAAGCUGUCCAACAAAUUGUAUCUACAUUGUCAUUUGUUACACCAAUAUCAUAUUCAGCAUCAUCGGUUUCACAAUGGAAUGAUUUGUCGUAUCUGCUAUCGCUUGUGCCAGCGUUGAAUUCAAGUUAUAUCGAACAAAACAAUAUUGCCUGUAUCGCCAUGAUCUCCAUCAUCGUUGAGAUGUUCAUUAGCAAACUAGAGUACACAGAUAUCACCAACAAGCAAAUAGCAACAACAAUAUACAAUAGUCAUCUAUCCAAUAAGAAGCUAUUGAUAUAUUGUCUGCAAAGAGAUCACUCCAUUGCCAAUAUGGCACCAUUAGAUCUUUGGAUAGAUUACCUAUUCUUGAUGCCAUCAACAAAGAACAACAACAACAACAACAGUAUUAUCAAUCUAGAUUCAAAGAACAUCCUUAAGCAAUAUGACAAUGAAAUCAAAUGGUUGAUUGCAAAGGAUCUAUGGGAGAAUCAUCCAGAACACUUCUCUACUAUAUUCGAUUCGAUCUAUCAAAAGCUUGGUGUAGAGUCUGUAGGUGUACUGCUAAAGCCUGUCGUUGAGAGCAUUGAGAAUGGAAACAGACAGAGUGCCACUACUUCCCUGGAUAAACUACACGAUAAAAAAGUAGUCAACUCCAUUGUCAAGCUUAUCGAUACUUUAGUUCAUCAAUUCGAUGAACAAUGCUCCGAUCGAUUGGAUACCAUUACCUACUACCUGUGGUACACAUCCAUCGCGACCUCGAACCAAACCAACUCUGUUCACCGUGUAGAACGUCAAGACAUUUCUAAAGAUACCGCUGACCUGUUGAACCGACUACUCAAGGCAGUAUAUCCAUUCGUUCAGAAACAAAGUAAAGAUAGUCUAGAAAGAGUAGUGACCAUCUCUUUACAAUCUUCACUGGUAUCGCUCUUUGAGUUGCAUGUACGUGUCUCCACCAAUCUCCUGCUCAACAAGUUUAUGUCACACGAUGACACUGCCCGUUUGAUUGCCAUGAUGAUUCACCUUGCCAGUUGCUAUCCAGCUCAGUCUCGUCUUGGACAACGUACCAUGUCGUCAGUGGUACACUUUGGUCAACACAAUCAAUCCGACCAAUUCAUACCGCUAUUGGCCAGCAUCCUAGAGAGUGACAGAGUCAACUUGCAUCGUGGCCAACUCAUUGCAAUCAUCAAUCAGCUGCUAAACUUGGGAAUUACAAUCACCCCUAUUUCCACAAGCAAUCUUAUCAAUGCAUGUGUAAAGAAUGUUGUACAUUCAUCUACUAUUGCACUUGGCUCUACCGACUCACAGCAAGUCAAGGAAAACAAAUCGGUACUGAACUCAACCAUUGUACUACUCUCCAAGUUGAUCGACUACAUUGGAGACCAUUCGCUCAAACAAGAAUCACUACUCAACAUAUUGACAUCGGUGAUGGUAUUCGAAGGAGCAUUCGUCUACUCACAGCCAAGAGCACUUACCGGCUACCAAACAUCGGAAGACACAUUCGAUAUGUUGCCAAUGGAAAUCAUUUCACUUCAACAACAAACAACUACAACUACAACUACAACUACAACUACAACUACAUACAAUAGCGAAAACAACUACAACACCAAAGGAUUGCCAUUGGACAGUGAAUCAUAUAAUAAUCUAUGUAGAUUAUUGUUCUUUGUUCAAAAAACAAGAUCAAAGAACUUUAUAAAACUAUUAUCACCAUUCAUCAGUUGUUUAAGAUGUUUGUUAUUUGGUUUGGCAAAUGAUGAUUUCAAAUUAGAUGAAAGAUGUGCAAGAGCUCUAUCACGUCUACUUGAAGAGUUUAGUAAACAUAAAGAAGUAAAGAGUUAUCUUCACCAUAUCAUUUUGGAUUACAUUAGAAUUCUUACAUACCAACCACCACAAUCAAAGUUGAACCAACAAACAACUACAACCAACAACAUCAAAUACAAACCAGUACAAUAUUAUUUAACAACUGAAAUAAGAAAAUCUCUACAACCUGGUUUAAUUGCUGUAUUCUCAAAUAUAGAAAAAACAAUACAAGAACAAUUGUUUAAGACAUUGGAUGAUGAAUCAAAGAGUCACUUUAAAACUUUAUAUGAAUUACAACAAAGUGAUAAAUAUAGUGGUAAAUAA